Messenger RNA from Pleurotus ostreatus (oyster mushroom), 1239 nucleotides. RefSeq lists its product as uncharacterized. Bases 1 to 1239 code for a protein of 412 amino acids. The record is from RefSeq and is a predicted model, not a curated record. Gene Ontology annotation, cellular component: cytoplasm; nucleus. The transcript is spliced from 4 exons. Gene Ontology annotation, molecular function: protein binding. Lineage: Eukaryota; Fungi; Basidiomycota; Agaricomycetes; Agaricales; Pleurotaceae.
AUGCAAUUCGACGGUGGCCUGACCGUGACUCCGCAAAUGCGGCGACUCAUGUCUCAACCUGGGACUUUAUCUGGCGACGCUGGCCAGCGCUUCCGGGAGCUCUAUUCUGACGGCUCUGCCGCGUUUGAUAUCUCGCGCCUUUCACCGUUUGGAUUGGCGUGCUGCGCUGGCGUGUUGAAGGAAGUGGAAAAGCUUGUAGAAGGACGGACGGCCCCUCCUCUGGACGGAACCGAGACGCCGUAUGAGUUUGGCUACGCAACACUUAUUGUCAGCGGUGCCCAACGAAUCACCGGUAGCGAUAACCCCGAUUCUCUCAAACACGAUAGAGUCCUCGAAUACCUUAUCUCGAAAGGGAUGCCUGUCGACGUACCCGACAUCGCCGGCCAGACCGCUUUGUACCACUGCACAGCGUCUCCCGCACCACUCAUCGAUCUUGCACGCAUACUUAUCGUCUCAGGGAAGGCGGAUGUCAACCACCGGUCGCGAUACGGCGAAGUCGCGCUUUUGGGCGUGUUUCAGCAGAAUCGCGUCGAUGUGGUGGACUUGCUGAUGGAGCAUGGCGCAGACCUGGAUGUUCCCGAUGGGGAUGGCUUGUCGGCGAGACAAUUCUUUGUGAACUGCGGGCCCCAGAUAACGGCGUGCAUCAGGAAGUGGGUGCGGAAACGAGAGGGAACGGAGGGCGAGGUUGGCGGGGAGUCGAUGGCUUGUAUAUGUGGUAAGAAAAAGGAUCUCAAAGUUUGCGCGAGAUGUAAGGUAUCAAAAUACUGCUCGCCAGCCUGCCAGAAAAGCGACUGGAAACGCCACAAACGGAUAUGCGUCGCUUUUUCAUCAACGAACUCUGUCACCAUCAAGCCGUUCUACAACACAGCGGUCGGCAAGAUGCUCCCCACUGCUGCAGUCACUCGCAACGCCCUCGGCAUACCCCAGGAUCCCGUGAACCCCAAACACAUGCGCGCGUCCCAUGUUCCUGACAACGUCGACAAAAAAGAUAAGGACAUGAUCAUCAAGGUCCAAGUACCUUUGGCCGCGCCAACUAUGGAUCUGCUGGUGUACGACAAGAAGAGAGAUUUUGUAUGCAGCGUGAGGCGAGGGGACGGCUUCGACGCGUAUGAUAAGAUAUACGCGGCCGUCAGGGCACACGGCGUCGGAGGGGCAAAAGCAUACUUUGCGGCGACCUUGAAGAGCGAAAAUGAGUUGGUGGUAAAGGUGGGCGACGUGCUGGCAGAGCAACCGUUCUGA